This is a messenger RNA of Cottoperca gobio, 2588 nucleotides long. It is a transcript of the gene slc25a17l, whose product is annotated as solute carrier family 25 member 17-like. Gene Ontology annotation, molecular function: NAD transmembrane transporter activity; ADP transmembrane transporter activity; coenzyme A transmembrane transporter activity. Gene Ontology annotation, biological process: transport. NCBI's taxonomy places the organism in Eukaryota, Metazoa, Chordata, Actinopteri, Perciformes, Bovichtidae. The record is from RefSeq and is a predicted model, not a curated record. Gene Ontology annotation, cellular component: peroxisomal membrane. Bases 266 to 1213 code for a protein of 315 amino acids. The transcript is spliced from 9 exons.
GAGGAAGAAGAAGAAGAAGUUGUCAACCCGGAUCAUGGGUUCAACCAAUGAAUGGGGACUGGGAGGAAACAUUGCUCGACGCUUUGCUCUUUCUGACCGUCUUCAAGCUUUUAAACACCAUGAAGUCGGAGCGGUGAAAGUUUCUAUAAUUUCCCAAACAGUCCCGCAGCUAGAAAAACAGACCGACCACCAGCUCCCUCUCUGCGGGUCACUCUGAGGUUACUUUCCGGUGUUUGGGUCUGUCUGACCGGGAGAGGCUGCAGAGAUGUCCGACAACGGUGGCUCGGCUGUCGGCCUUCUGUCUUACGAAACGCUGGUUCAUGCUGUGGCAGGUGCCAUGGGGAGUGUGACGGCAAUGACCGUCUUCUUUCCUUUGGACACAGCCAAAAGCAGACUGCAGGUGGAUGAAAAGAGAAAGUCUAACUCUACCCCCGUCAUCCUGGCUGAGAUAGCAAAGGAAGAAGGCCUUCGGUCUCUGUACAGAGGCUGGUUGCCAGUCAUUUCCAGCCUCUGCUGCUCUAACUUUGUCUACUUCUACACCUUCAACACGCUGAAGAAGCUGGCGGCAGCUGGUCAAGGGAAGUCCAGCCCCGGCAAAGACCUGCUCAUGGGGGUCGUAUCAGGGGUGGUGAAUGUGAUCCUGACCACUCCCAUGUGGGUGGUCAACACUCGACUGAAGCUGCAGGGCGCAAAGUUCAGGAACGAAGACAUCCAGCAGACCCAGUACAGGGGCAUCUUUGAUGCUUUCUCAAAGAUCAUCGCCAAUGAGGGAGUGGGAACUCUGUGGAACGGCACUCUGCCCUCUCUCAUCCUCGUCCUCAACCCGGCUGUGCAGUUCAUGUUUUAUGAGGCCAUGAAGAGGAAGGCAGGCAUGGGAGGGAAGAAGAUAUCCUCAGCAGAGAUCUUUCUCAUCGGAGCAAUUGCCAAGGCCAUUGCGACCACCGCGACGUAUCCUCUUCAGACAAUUCAGGCCAUCAUGAGGUUCGGCCAGUACAAAGGGGAUGGGGAGGGCAGCGUGACUGGAAGCCUCUCAAACAUUUUCUCCAUGUUAAUGGACAGAAUCAAGAGGUUUGGGGUUUUUGGUUUGUACAAAGGCCUGGAGGCCAAGCUGCUACAGACGGUACUGACGGCCGCCCUCAUGUUAGUUGUGUACGAGAAGAUCACUGCUGCUACCUUCAAAGUUAUGGGCAUGAACAUGAAGCUGAAGCAGUGAACACACACCUUCUUGAAUACAGUAAUGCAUUAAUACACUUAUGCAUUAAUACACUUGUCGUCAGUAGGUUUUCAAUGCUUACCGAUGAUAUGUUCAUGUUCAUACAGAUGGGAUUGGUGCCUUUUUUUUUAUGGGCACAGAUUCCUACACUCGAUCAAAACAUACAUCAUAACCAGAGCUGCGGGGGGUACUUACAAUACCCUCUCUUUUUUAACUUUUAACUUUCCAUUGUGCAGGCUGGCCUUGAUUGUCUCCACUGGUUAAUCUCUGUUGAGAUGGUUCGAAGUGAUUUGACCAGCUGAGAUGUUAAAACUGGUUUGGAAAAAGAUUACAGUAAAGGUUUACAUCAUGUGACAUUCGGGGGAAAUAUGCUUAUUCACCUUCUUGCCAAAGUUGGAUGAGAAGAUUGAUACAACUCAUUAGAUAUUAGAAAUGAUUCACCCAAUGAAACGGUGAUAUGUCAGUUUUAAACUUCAAGAUACAACAUGUAAAUUAGGGAGUAAUCAAAAUUCCAGCGCUCACCAGCUAAUAACACGUUAGAAACAAGAAAGGGUGGGGGGGGGGGGGGGGGCAUGUUGUGAAAUGCUAUCUCUAUUGUUCCAUGUUGCCUCCUCAGAUUUGCUUACAAACUGACCUUUGGUUUACACUCAGCAGCUGCACAAAGAGAAGCAUUGCUGUGCAUGGGGUAUCUUCAGGUUUCUGUGUACAUUAGUGAGCUUUGGAGGUGCUGAUAGGGGGUUGUUGUUACUUUUUGAUAGAGCCAGGCUAACUGAUUACCCAUGUUCAGUCUUUAUGCUACGCUAGGUUAACCAACUGCUGUAGCUUCGUGAUAAGUUACAAAAAAUGAGAGUUGCAUCACUCGUCUCCUCUACUAGGAAGUGAAUAAACUUAUUACCCAAAAUGUCAAACCUUUCCUUCAACAUUAGGCACUUGUGGCAAAUGAUAAAACCAAUAAGAUAAGUGACCUACUUGGGUAUUGCCUUGAUCUAAGCUACUGGAUCAUUCUUUACAUUCUUGUCUUAUGAUUUAACAGAGUUUGAUAGAAACCUCAUGAAAUUCCUGCAAGAUGAAUGUUGUUUUUUCUAAAGUGCUGAUUUAUGAUGUCUUCAUGACACACUAAUGAGCAGUAAUAACAAUAACGAUAAAUGAAUAAUGAAAGGGAGCACAGAUCCCAUUCAUAUUUAUAGACUUGUGUGUAAAAACCAAAUGGUUUUGAUUUUAACAACUAGAAUGUAUUAAGAAAGAAUGAAUUAAAUAUAAAUGAUGCACAUUUUGAGAGUAAAACCUACAUGUGUGCACGAUACUGUAGUAAGUGCCUGUAAAUUAUAUCUGAAAAACUGCACUGUGAACUGAUAUAAAUGCUUUGAUGACUGUU